AUUUAUAUUAUCAGAAAGCCUACAUCUUCCAUGGUCCAUCUAAUUUACCUUGCAUCUUUUUUAAUUGUUUUCUGGAUGUUGCUGCAACACCGCUUCUCUCUUCACCUCUUCAACAAAAAUAAUCUCUUCAUCCUCUGACUCCUCCCUGCGGUCUGGUUCACUUUUAUUUUCACAAAAGCUCUGACGUCAGCUCUGGGUAGUGGAGAGUGUAAACGCACACACGCCUUUAGUUGGAAAAAGUUGCCCACUCUCAAUUUUCCGUAAAGGAAACGAUUUCAGACGUUUUUUUCUUCCGGCAUCUCUGCUUGCGAGGGGACAAUGUGCGACCCACACAUGUCCGUGUGUUGACAGCGCAGGACACUCCGUGUGUUUGGUGUAUACUACAGUUGUGGUUUUCCCUGACUCACCUAUAGAGCGUAGGCUUAAACAGGUAGACCAGGUAGGCUACGGGAGCGAUAUCCGGAAGAACAAGCACAUCUGAUUGUUCCCACUAUUUUUCUCUUACCUUUGCAACUGAACUUCUCCCAAUAACGUUUAUGCAGUUUUGAUAAUUCUUCGGAGAGAGUAGAAGUGUGAAGAUGACGGAACUACCAGUUCACAAGAAAAAUAUGCUGAUUCUAGUUGAUGUUCUCUGUGUGUUUGUCGCGGCCCUUCCGUCUGCGGUCUUGACGUUAAUGUUCAGCCCGUACCAGAGGGGUAUCUACUGUGAUGACGAGAGCAUCAGAUAUCCUUACAGAAGAGACACCAUCUCCCACAGGGCAAUGGCUGCAGUUACCAUCCCCUCCUCCAUAGUCAUAAUAACUACAGGAGAAGCGUUCCUGGUGUACUCCAAGCGUCUCCACUCCAACUCUAACUUUAACCAGUACAUGUCAGCUCUCUACAAGGUGGUGGGGACCUUUCUGUUUGGAGCAGCUGUGAGCCAAUCACUGACUGACCUGGCCAAGUUCACCAUUGGCAGGCCACGCCCUAACUUCCUGUCUGUGUGUAAUCCCACGGUGUGUUCUGGGUACAUGCUGCAACUCAACUGUACUGGCAACCCUCGAAACGUCACUGAGUCCAGAUUGUCGUUUUACUCCGGACACUCUGCCUUCGGGAUGUACAGCAUGCUGUUUCUAGCAUUGUAUGUGCAAGCACGUAUGCAGGGGAAGUGGACUCGUCUGGUCAGACCCACAGUGCAGUUCUUCCUCGUGGCGUUUGCGUUGUACGUUGGAUACACACGGGUUAGCGACUACAAACACCACUGGAGCGACGUACUGGUGGGACUGCUGCAGGGAACUCUCAUCGCUGUGCUCAACGUUUGCUACGUCUCUGAUUUCUUUAAGCUCCGCCCCCCUCCUCGCUGCCCACGAUCCGAGGCGGCUGAAGACGAACACCUAGAGGCCAAACCUGGCCUGGACCCAGACACACAACUACACAACAACCACUACAACUACGCAACUACUUCAGCCCAAACACAGACUAACAACGACACAACAACCACUGCGACUACACAACAACCGCUACACAACAAUCACGGUAACCGUGGGGAAGUGGCGUAGAGAGUAAUUUGUUGGUAGGUGGGCCUGCAGAAAUUUGGGUGGGCAAUUAUUUUUAAUUAAAAUGUUUUGUUGUUGGGAAAAGGAGCUAACUUCCUGCAAUGUUGCCAUUGGGCCAAGAGAGAAAUGUACAGUUUUAUAGCUGUCUAUGAAUUCUAUCUGAUGAUGUUUGCAUGUUUUAAGUGAAAAGACAACAAAUAAUUAGAGCCCGACCCGUAUUGGAUUUUUGGGUCCGAUACCGAUUUUGAGGGAGGGAAAAGUCACAGAUUACUGAUAUCUGUCGAUAUAUUGGUUUUUUAGAGGUUGAAUGAAAAACAGACCAAAUUGUGCUUCAAAGGAUCAACAGAUACUCUAAAUGAUGAUUUCUUAACUAAAUAUUAUAGUUAACAUUAUUUAAGAACAUUGUAUUUGUGGUUUACAGGAGAUCCACCAAAAAGCAAUUAUAUUCUCUAUAAAUACAACAGUGAAUACAAAGCUUGUUUAGUUGACUUUCUUAGGUGCAACUUAAAAAUGUCUAUGGCAGUGGAAAAGAGGUAUGAAAAAGUGUUUGUGCUAAACUACCAUAAGGGUGAGUAGAUUUUUGUUUUACAGCAGUCAAAGGUCAUGGAAACAAACACUUUAUGGCAACCUUGCAAUGAGAGUACGUAAUGACAAGCACAAGCUAGCUGUUCAUUACGACAAUGUUUUCUUACAGAAACCAUAUUUACAUAACACUGUUAUUCAAUACAAAAGGUAUUGGCUAUACAAUUCAACUGCAAAUGGCAUGCGCUGAUGACUGAAAAUGUUUAUGCAUGCAAAUUCUUGCUGCGCUGGUUUUUGUCACACGUUCCAAUUUCGCGAGCUAGCUAACGUUAGCUACUUAUCUCAUAAUGAAUGCAAGCACAUGGCCUGAAUGAUAGACCUGCGCCAACUGUCUUGUUUUUUGCAGAUUGCAUAUUUCAGAAAACAAACUAAAUUAGCCCACUAGCUAACAUAAUAGGCCCUGAUAGUAUCGGUCUUCUUUUUGUAUCAAGGACGAGUGUUCACUUUGGCGCCAGUCCAGUGUUGGCACAUACGUAGCACAGAUUGCUAGCUAGGUAGCUAAGUUCCCCACCCAUGCCUAUGCCCACGCCCACCCAUGCCUACGCCCACCCAUGCCUACACCCCUGCCAUAGAGCUGUCUGUGUGAGAGAAGUGUGUAUAUCAGUGUAGGCUCAUUGUAUUGGCUGGAAUGGAAUAAAUGGAACGGUAUCAAACACGUUUGACUCUGUUCCAUUUAUUCCAGUCCAGCCAUUACAAUGAUCCCAUCCUCCGAUAGCUUCUCCCACCAGCCACCACUGGUGUGUAUGAGAGGAUGUGUAUAACCACUCACAUGCACAUGCAUUUUAACUUUGUAUUUUAUUUUAAUACAACGUACUAAAAGUAUGGCGGAUGAAACCGUUUUAGCAGAGAGAAAGACGUACUGUGUAGUUCCCUAGAUUUCAAUUAUGCCAACAGGAAACACUGAAACAACAGUUUUACAUUUUGUUAUGAUUCAUUUCUAUUUCCUUUGUGCAGCAGCAUCAACCAGGUCUUCCUGGUGUUUGUAGUUUUUUUGAGUGUCCUUUUUUUUUGUUUGUUCCCGCCCACCACCAACCUACCUGAUUUAACUAGUUGUUAAGACCUUGAUUAGCUGAAUCGGGGUGGGUUAGUGUGCUCAUCCUGUAGUUCUCCAGGAGGGGGGGGGGACCAAUGGUCUGGAGUUCAGUGUUAGGCCUACUGAUACCUAACAUGUCUGUAGAAGACAUGCAUGUACAGUAUAUGGAAUGUAAAACAGUGUUGCAUAGAUAAUUACUUUCUAACUGUUUAUUUCUGUCGUAUCUGUAAGAAUGUAAUACCACUACUAGCCCACUGUGAUGUUU
Molecule: messenger RNA, 3415 nt
Organism: Oncorhynchus mykiss (rainbow trout)
Lineage: Eukaryota; Metazoa; Chordata; Actinopteri; Salmoniformes; Salmonidae
Product: phospholipid phosphatase 2
Biological process (GO): signal transduction; phospholipid metabolic process; phospholipid dephosphorylation
Cellular component (GO): plasma membrane
Molecular function (GO): phosphatidate phosphatase activity
Source: RefSeq, a predicted model, not a curated record